AUGAAGACGACAAAAAAGAAAAAGCCAUGGUGUGAUCAUUGUAAAAAACACUGGCACACCCGUGAAACAUGUUGGAAGAUUCAUGGGAAACCACCAAACUGGAAGAAGAAAGGAGUUGAUAAUCGUGGCUCUCAAUAUCAACAUGGUCAGGCUUUCCAAACUUGUUUUGAUCAGGGACAGCAGUCUUCUCCAGAAACAUCUCCAUUCACAAAGGAACAACUGGAAAUUCUGCACAAACUCCUUCAAUCUCCACAAUUUCGUCCUAGUGCACCAAAUCCUUCUAAUCCUUCUUGUUCUUUUGCUGAAACAGGGAAUAAUAAAGUCAAGAUAGCUGAUGGUUCCUUCUCUGCAAUUGCUGGAAAAGGAACUGACAAGGUCUCGGGGAAGACGAUUGGCAGUGCUAGAGAAUCUGGAGGUCUUUAUUUUCUUGAGAAUGGGAACAACUCACUACAACUGAAUCCAAUUUGUUUGAACUCUACUUCUGUUUUGAAUAAAGUCAUGCUUUGGCACUAUAGGCUUGGACAUCCUAGUUUUUAUUAUUUAAGACAUUUGUUACCUCAACUAUUUAGAAAUAAAAAUCCGUCUUUGUUCCAAUGUGAAUUCUGUGAAAUGGCUAAGCAUCACCGAUCCUUUUUUCCCUCUCAAAAGUAUCAGGCUUCAAAGCCUUUUACGAUGAUUCAUAGUGAUGUUUGGGGACCAUCUAGGAUUUCAACAAUGUCUGGAAAGCGAUGGUUUGUAACUUUUAUUGACGAUCAUACUAGGCGAGUUGGGUUUAUUUAUUGA
Molecule: messenger RNA, 783 nt
Organism: Lycium ferocissimum
Lineage: Eukaryota; Viridiplantae; Streptophyta; Magnoliopsida; Solanales; Solanaceae
Exons: 3
Coding region: 1-783 (260 amino acids)
Molecular function (GO): nucleic acid binding
Source: RefSeq, a predicted model, not a curated record